Molecule: messenger RNA, 5235 nt
Organism: Labrus mixtus (cuckoo wrasse)
Lineage: Eukaryota; Metazoa; Chordata; Actinopteri; Labriformes; Labridae
Product: cAMP-specific 3',5'-cyclic phosphodiesterase 4C-like
Exons: 17
Coding region: 977-4132 (1051 amino acids)
Biological process (GO): signal transduction
Cellular component (GO): perinuclear region of cytoplasm; cytosol; nucleus
Molecular function (GO): 3',5'-cyclic-AMP phosphodiesterase activity
Source: RefSeq, a predicted model, not a curated record
AGGGGAGAGGGAGGAGAGGAGAGACAGGGAGGAGGGAGGGAUUCUGGUGAAGCCGCGGAUAUUCAUGAAGACGGCAAGUGUUUUUUUUUUUUUUUUUUUUUUUCUCUCUCGCACCGUGGUGACACACUGAUCGUCUGCAGAGAGACGGAGGCAGCGGGGAAGGUGACGAGUGAAAGCAAGUAGACGAGGUCCAGCCCAUCUCUCCAUUGAUCUUGAGGCGAUCAAGGGAAUCUACACUGAAGAGGACACACUGAGAAAGAUUCAAGGAUGUAUCCCAGCAUAUCAAACCUGGUUUCUGACAUUCGGACUCAUCUCUAUGCAGACUUUGGAUUUAACUGAUUGAGCAGGCAAUGGAAAACUGAUCCGAGACUGGCUGCAAAUCCAUUCCCAAACUGGAUCUGGAUUAUUAAUGGUUGGGAAACUGCAUUCAUGUGGGAUUGCGUGUGCUGUUUGGAAAUGUCAUGCAAACAAUACUCCAAGUUGGAUAUUCAUGGUGAGAAACUUCGGAAGGGGUUUCCUUUAGCUGGGACAUCAUGAUCUCUUACCAGGUUAUCCCUUUGUUUCAUCUGGCCAAAUUAAGACAAUAUGCAAGAGGACUUUUUUUCUCCUGGAAACUCCUAGCAUAAUUUAAAAUGGAGUAAGAUAUUUGUUUUUUAUCUAAUUUCUUCCAAAAUAAAUUGAUCAAAACAAAGGUCAUCCACCUCAGACUGAACCUGGAGUCUCUGUGGGAGGCUUAAAUGCAACGUUAGCACUUUAGCGUCAGGUUUGGACGCAUGCUUUCAGCCACCUGAGGACCGAGGUGCAGACAGAGGCGGUUGGCUUGCCGAGUCAGCUCCAAUGGGGGCCGGUUGUGACCCGGUCUGACCCCGGUUUGACCUUGCAGUGACCUUUGACCUCUCCGGUCCUGGCUCUCCACCUGCUUUGCUGCCUGGGUUCAGGAACGCUCCGCCCUGGGGCCCAGAACGAGCCAAUCAGGAUGAAGAAGAGCCGCAGCGUGCUGUCUGUGACUGGAGAAGAGGGGAAUGACACAGAUAUCACAGGUGCAGUGGAGAAGGCGGAGUCAUCUCGCUACAGCCGAUCUUACACGUCUGGAGCCACGUUGGGGGCCGAGCUACGCAGAGGGAGGAGCAGAAGGCUGUCAUCUAGUCUCCAGGUGCCUUGCUGGCUCCGCCCUCGAGAUCGAACUCGUUCGCCAGAGAUCCUGAACAACGUUUCGCGUCCUACAACUCUUCCCCUCCGCAUUCCACCACGCAUCUCCAUCACACAAGCAGACUCCGACAGUUACGAAGCAGAAAAUGGCGUGUCACCAGGUCACACACCGCUGGGUUCUCAGAGUCCAAGCCUCACCCUGCACCCCUCCUUCCCCCAGGGCCAAAGGAGAGAGUCCUUCCUUUACCGCUCUGACUCGGACUACGACAUGUCGCCCAAGACAGUCUCAAGAAACUCCUCCCUUGCCAGCGAAGGGCACACUGGAGAGGACUUCAUUGUCACACCUUUUGCUCAAGUUCUUGCCAGUCUGCGAUCAGUACGGAGCAACUUCACCGUUCUUGCCAACGUCUCAACACCGACAGUCAAGAGGUCUCCUCUGGGUGGGGUGUGCGUCAGUCCCAGGGCGUCACUAUCAGACCAGCAGUACCAGCAGCUUGCCCUCGACACACUCGAGGAGCUAGACUGGUGUUUGGACCAGCUGGAGACCAUUCAGACACACCGCUCUGUCAGUGAGAUGGCCUCUAACAAGUUUAAGAGGAUGCUGAACCGGGAGCUGUCCCACUUGUCAGAGAUGAGUCGCUCUGGUAACCAGGUGUCUGAAUACAUCUCCAGCACCUUCAUGGACAAGCAGAACGAGGUUGAAAUCCCGUCUCCGACCCUGAAAGACAAAUCUAUGAGUCACAUCAGUGGAGUGAGGAAACUGUCUCACAGCUCCAGCCUCUCUAGCAAUUCCAUGCCUCGCUUUGGUGUAAACACGGACCACGAGGACGAACUAGCCAAGGAAUUGGAGGAUCUAGACAAGUGGAGUUUUAACAUAUUCAGAGUAGCCGAUUUCUCCAACAACAGACCUCUCAGCUGCAUCAUGUAUGCCAUCUUCCAGGAACGAGAGCUGUUGAAGACGUUUCGCAUCCCGGUCGACACCUUUUUCACUUAUGUGAUGACCCUGGAGGACCAUUACCAUGGAAACGUAGCGUACCACAACAGCCUCCAUGCUGCAGAUGUCACCCAGUCCACACACGUCCUGCUCUCUACUCCUGCUCUUGAUGCGGUCUUCACAGACCUGGAGAUCCUUGCCGCUCUCUUUGCUGCAGCUAUCCAUGACGUAGAUCACCCUGGAGUUUCAAAUCAGUUCCUCAUCAACACAAACUCGGAGCUGGCGCUCAUGUAUAAUGACGAGUCUGUUCUUGAGAACCAUCACCUUGCCGUGGGCUUCAAGCUUCUGCACCAGGAGAACUGUGACAUCUUCCAAAACCUCACCAAGAGACAGCGCCAGAGCCUCCGCAAGCUUGUCAUCGAUUUGGUGUUGGCCACAGACAUGUCCAAACACAUGACCCUGCUGGCUGACCUGAAGACGAUGGUUGAGACCAAGAAGGUGACCAGCUCAGGUGUGUUGCUCCUGGACCACUAUACAGAACGGAUACAGGUGCUGAGGAACAUGGUGCACUGUGCGGACCUGAGCAACCCCACCAAGACGCUGCCGUUGUACCGACAGUGGACGGAGAGGAUCAUGGAGGAAUUCUUUCGACAGGGAGACAAAGAGCGAGAGAGAGGGAUGGAGAUCAGCGCCAUGUGUGACAAACACACUGCUUCAGUGGAGAAGAGUCAGGUGGGCUUCAUAGACUACAUUGUCCACCCGCUGUGGGAGACCUGGGCCGACCUGGUGCACCCAGAUGCCCAGGAGCUGCUGGACACCCUGGAGGAGAACAGGGAGUGGUAUCUGAACACCAUGCCCCAGUCCCCCUCACCUCCCCCCGACAGACACCUGCAGCACGACCGCUUCCAGUUUGAGCUCACCCUGGAGGACCUCGAACACAACAACCAUAAUCACAUACACAUGAGGAGCAGCGGCGGGAGGAGUGGAACAAAAUCUAUCUGCGAUGAUGGCACUGAAGUACAUAUGAAGUAUGACAAGGUGGAACUGACAGGAGAGGCACAGAACCAUGUAGAAAUCGAGAAAGAAGACGAGGAGAAUCACAACAGCGAACAGAACGGAGUUGGAGAUGAAGAGGAGGAGGAAAAUAGUACAGGAGAUGGAGAAGGAGAACAAGGAGAUGGAGAAGGAGAAGGAGAAAGAGAGGGAGAAGGAGAACAAGGAGAUGGAGAAGAAGAAGGAGAAGGAGAAAGAGAAAGAGAGGGAGAGGGAGAAGGAGAACAAGGAGAUGGAGAAGGAGAAGGAGAAAGAGAGGGAGAAGGAGAACAAGGAGAUGGAGAAGAAGGAGAAAGAGAAAGAGAGGGAGAGGGAGAAGGAGAACAAGGAGAUGGAGAAGACAGAGAUGGAGAUGGAGAAGAAGAAGGAGAAAGAGAGGGAGAAGGAGAACAAGGAGAUGGAGAAGACGGAGAUGGAGAAGGAGAAAGAGAGGGAGAAGGAGAACAAGGAGAUGGAGAAGAAGGAGAAGGAGAGGGAGAACAAGGAGAUGGAGAAGAAGAUGAAGAGGAAGUAAAUUAUGCAGUGGAGGAAGAGGAGCCCAAAGAAGAGGAGGAAGAGGAUGAGAAAAACCAGGAAGGAGAACAAGAGCAGGAAGUGGAAGAGGGUGGUGAGGAAGGGGAAAUAAUUGAAGAGGAAGGUGCAGAAAAUGAGGAGGCAAAGGAGGAGGAAACAGAAGGUGAAAAAUCUUUAGAGAAUGAGGAGGAAGAAGAGGAAUUAGAAGGAGAAGAAGAAAGCAAGGAGGCAGAAAUGGAGGGAAAUGAGGAGGAAGAGGAGGCAGCAGAGACAAAGGAAAAUGUAGAAGAAGAGGAGGGCGAAACAGAGGAGAAGGUAGAGGAGGGGGAGGAGGAGGAGGCAGGAGAAACUGAAGAUGCUGGUGGAGAAGAAGAGGAAAAAGUAGAGGUAGAUGAAGCAGAAGAGGAGGAGGAGGAGACAGCUGAGGAUGAAGCUGAUCAGGAGGAGGUUGUAGAAGAAGAGGAGGAGGAGGAGGAAAGUUAGUUGGAAAUAUAAACAGGAAUUAUCAGGGUCAGAUAGGAAAUGUUGGGGAAUAAUGAAGAUGCCCAUAAAUGGAGCCAGGAAAGCGUCCAAAUUGUGCAGCUAGACUGUCGUGGAGGAGGUUGUAAACGAAUUGGAGAUGCACUUCCUGCUCGACUGCAGACGUCUCAAAAUAAACAUCCAAGCUCGCAGAGGAACAUUUAAAUCGGACAGUUGAGCACGGGACACAAAUGCUACAGCAUUUGCUGGAGGGUUUCAGUGUCUCGAUCAUCUGCUAGUGACAAAAGACAAGAGUCUUCAUCACCGAGUAUCUGCACAUCCAUCACUGCCGUACGGGAAUAAACUGUGGGAUCAUAAGAAGGAGGAGAAAGCUGUUUUAAAGACCUUUUGUAGCUCCUGAAAAUGAAAAAAUACCCUGAAAUUCGUACAAGCAAAUAAGUGCUACCCAUCCUGUCUGUGUCACUGUCUCGUUUGAGUAACACAAACCUGCUGACCAACAACUGUUAGAAUCUUCCUCUGUUUGUCACAAAAAGUGUAACUUCUCGUCUUGUAUUAAAUACAGGAACACCUGCGUUUUCUGGUCCAGGAACAGUUUGACCUGCUCACGUACUAACUUUGAAGCAACAUUCCUGGAUUUAAAAUAAAAACACUUCUAAGUAAUGUCUGGUUGAGAUGGAAACAUUUUGCAAUCCAGCUCAAGACGUGGAUCCUGUUCCAGUGUUGAUUUUGAUCCAUGUUUGAGGAAAAACAACACGAAGAAAACACCCAGUAUUCAUCUCAUCUCGUCACUUUUCACACCUCUUCCAGACCGUGAGUUUGAUUCCAGGAUAAAUCGUGCCAAAUCGACCUAUGACCAGCACUGAGCAAUUCAGCCGCCCUUAACAAAGGAGGCUACUCGUUUGUGAAGCAAUGAACUGUGGGACCAGGGUUAAUGGUUGUGAUGGUCUUCCACUUAUCCCAUGUUUUUUGUUUUGUUUAGUUUUUGUAAAAAAAAAAGAAGAAAAAAAUAGGUAUUUGGCACUUUAUCCGACACCCCUGUUACAUAUAUGUACAUAAAAACAUGUAUUUUAAUCUGCUGAUGUCAUAUAAUAAAUCUGUUCAAUUGA